Molecule: messenger RNA, 1700 nt
Organism: Rhodofomes roseus
Lineage: Eukaryota; Fungi; Basidiomycota; Agaricomycetes; Polyporales; Fomitopsidaceae
Product: protein prenylyltransferase
Exons: 7
Coding region: 408-1430 (340 amino acids)
Biological process (GO): protein geranylgeranylation; protein farnesylation
Cellular component (GO): protein farnesyltransferase complex; cytoplasm; CAAX-protein geranylgeranyltransferase complex
Molecular function (GO): protein farnesyltransferase activity; CAAX-protein geranylgeranyltransferase activity
Source: RefSeq, a predicted model, not a curated record
GUGGUGGUGGUGGUGGUGGUGGUGGUGGUGGCGGCGGCCGGCGCAAGAACGAGAGGCCGAACAAGAGUGUAGCGGACCUGGACGCGGAGAUGGAGGAUUACACCGCCAGCAACGCCCCUGCCGCUUAGAUCGUCAACCGCUGCUAGUUGGUCUGUCAGCGCGAUCAUUAUGCGGACUUUCUUUGUGCGAUGUACUACGAUAAUCCUAGUCUACCCUCCCAGUCUGAAUGGUUGUAAAUACGUCCUGCCCUGACUCGUGCACCACUCGUCUCUUUUGUCUCCGUCAAUAUACCUCCGUUGUUGUUGCAACACGGAUCACAGCGUGAAUUAGUGUCAGAAGUUGACUGCAUCAACCGAAGCUUGGACUCGUUUGUGAGAGACUGCAAUUCGACUUCGACCCCAACCACCAUGUCCGCCGAAUUUGAAGACGUGCUUCUGUAUGCCGAACGACCAGAGUGGGCGGACGUCACCCCGCUGCCACAAUACCAGGGCGUCGACGCGCUCGCCCCGAUCAACUACUCGGCGGAAUACCAGGAUGCGACGGACUACUUCCGGGGCAUCGUCAAGGCGGGCGAGAAGAGCCCGAGAGUGCUUGCCCUGACAUGGAACAUCAUCAACAUGAACCCGGCGCACUACUCUGCAUGGCAGUACCGCUACAAGACGCUCCUCGCGAUGGGGGCCGACCUCGAGGCGGAGCUCCGGCUGAUGGACGACUUCGCGGUGACAAACAUGAAGACGUACCAGGUCUGGCACCACCGCCGGCUCCUGCUCACCGCGCUCCGCUCGCCCGCCGCCGCCGCCGCCGAGCUCGCGUUCACCGCGCGCGUCCUCGCGGGCGACGCGAAGAACUACCACACGUGGAGCUACCGCCAGUGGCUGCUCGUGCACUUCAACGACGACGACGAGGGCGGGCUGUGGGCGGGCGAGAGGGCGUGGGUCGAGGAGCUGCUGGAGAAGGACGUGAGGAAUAACUCGGCGUGGCACCAUCGCUUCCUUGUGGUGUGGGCGAGCGGCGUGAGGAGGGGGGAUGAGGACCGGGAGGCGGUAGGCAGGACCGAGUCCGCGUUCGCGAAGGACAAGAUCGCGCUCGCGCCGAACAACCCGUCGGCGUGGAACUACCUCCGCGGCGUACUCGAGCAUACGAAGACACCGUUCGCUACCCUCACGUCGUUCGUGGAGCUCUACAUUGUCUCGGAUGCAGCGGAGGCGCCGGAGGUCGUGGACCUCGACAACCCGGCGCCGACGGAGGGCGCGCAGCUGCCGUGCGUGCAUGCGCUGGAGUUCCUUGCGGACGUCUACGAGCAGGAGGGAGGCGAGCAGGUCGCCAAGGCUGUUGAGAUCUGGAAGUCGUUGGCGAACGAACAUGACACGAUGCGCAAGAAGUACUGGGAAUAUAGGAUCAGAGAUGGGCUCCAGGGUGCACGCGCGUGAGGCAUGCUGAAAGCAGAAAACAAACAUUUGUACAGGUCACUGGCUUACCUCAAUCCAACAUCUGCUUUUUAGCAGUACCUCACCAGCUUCGCGGGUACCCUGACCGAUAUCCUACAGAAUGCGUAAUGUGGCGGCGAUAUUCACUAUGCAUAGUGGCCCCGCCAUCAUAUACUAAGCAUUAGCUCAUUGGCAGUCACAGUACGAUGUAUCAUCAUGCAGCUGGACCAACACAUUGCACUUCAAGUUCUGAGGUCAUAGGACACAUGUCGG